Hansenula ciferrii is the source of this 948-nucleotide messenger RNA. It is a transcript of the gene CIP1, whose product is annotated as Cip1p. The record is from RefSeq and is a predicted model, not a curated record. Lineage: Eukaryota; Fungi; Ascomycota; Saccharomycetes; Phaffomycetales; Wickerhamomycetaceae. Bases 1 to 948 code for a protein of 315 amino acids. The transcript has a single exon.
AUGCUACUCAACAAGUUCCCACUACAUUUACAACUAAACACUGGUCUAAGAGAUGAAGAUACCAUAAUGAGAGAUGCUUUACAUACCCCUAUAGGAACUCCAAAUGGUGUUUCAACUCCAACUGAACAAGUUAAUUUUAAUAAUUUACAAUGGUUUGAACAAGGACCUCCAAAUCCACCAAGAUAUGGUAGAACAGGUUCCACAUCAUCAAUAGCUUCAUCAGUUUCAAAUUUUUCAAUGAAUAAUAAUCAGAAUGAAUUUAGUUAUUCAAAUUUUGCUUCAAAUUAUAAAUUAACUGAAAUUUUUGAAAAAUUAUUAAUGGAUACUUAUAUGAAUUAUCAAAUGAAUCCAACUAUAACUCCAUUCAAUGAAUCAAAUCCUCCUUAUGGAGUUGUUAAUAAAGUUUCAAAAGAUGCUUUGAAUGCAGCUAUGAAUGAAAAUAUUGAAAUUGGAAUUGAAAUUAAUAAUUAUUCAUUAACUAUAAUACGUCAAAAAUUAUUACAACUUUGUCAUAAAGAUAUAGUACAUACCCCUUCAACAUCAAGACAAAAUUCAUUCCAAGGUGGAUUAAAUUUACAAUCAAAAUUUAAUAACAUUCCAUCAGGUUUAAAUACACCAAAUAACAUACAACCACAACAACAAGGACAAAUGACUGAAUAUUUCAAUUUUGAACAUCCUUCUGUUCAACAACAAUUAAACCAACCACCUCCAGCAUUUGGUGGAUUACAACCAUCAUUUGAAGCAACUCCAUUAGCAAACCCAUAUCCAAGACCAACAACUCCACAAUGUCAACAAUUUUCUGGUCCUCCACCACAGGCAAGAUUAGAAAGAUCAGAUUCAAAUGCGUCAAAUUCAAAUAUGUAUCCUGAUUUAUUUAAUGUUACAAGUAAUAGAAAAAGAGAAAGUUUAAGAUUGAAAAGAACUGGGAAUCAAAUUACUUAUAAUUAA